Messenger RNA from Gossypium raimondii (Peruvian cotton), 1643 nucleotides. Its product is annotated as GDSL esterase/lipase At3g48460. The coding region runs from base 129 to 1343 and encodes 404 amino acids. The transcript is spliced from 2 exons. Gene Ontology annotation, molecular function: hydrolase activity, acting on ester bonds. The record is from RefSeq and is a predicted model, not a curated record. NCBI's taxonomy places the organism in Eukaryota, Viridiplantae, Streptophyta, Magnoliopsida, Malvales, Malvaceae.
GGUUUUUAGUCCAUACAUUUCCAUUGGCAUACAGGUAAGAAUCUUUAAAGUGUAAAAACAAAAAAUCAAAUCCUUAAAGCUCAAAAAAAAAAAAAAAAAAAAAGACCCUUCAAUUCAAUCACCCAAAAAUGGUUUUUAGAAACCAUUUUCAUGUGAUUAUUGCUUUUAUCUUCAUAUCUUUACCAUUUUCCUCUAUAGCUUUGCAUGUUGUAACCCCAAUAAAAGAAUUCAAAAUCCUUCCUUCCACAGAUCCCUCUUCCUCACAUUUCAAUUCUGUCAACAUAAAAGGCCACUACAGCACUAAAACCAACUCUAAUGGUUGCUUCAACAAGAUUUACGCGUUCGGAGACUCAUAUACAGACACCGGAAAUGCUCAAUUGUUGGACAGUUCGAAAAAUCUCAAAAAGGGUCAAGAAAAACCGAAUAAUGGUUGGUUGCUCAUAGAUUUCGUUCGUGAUGCUCUUAAUAUAUCUUCAUUGCCACCGUAUAAAUCUGUUAACGCAAACUUUAGUUCGGGGGUGAACUUUGCGAUGGCGGGGGCAACGGUUUUUACGGAGGAGUUUUUGAGUCAACAUAAGAUCAAUAGCACCCUAAUGUGGAAAGAUGGUUACCAUAGUUUUCAAACACAAAUAGAAUGGUACAACAAAUUUGUUUCGGACAUAGCUUGUAAGGGAAAAAACAAUGAAAGUUGCAAGGCAGAUAUGGAGAAUAGCCUCUUUUGGGUUGGAGAAAUAGGCAUUGAUGACUAUGUUCGUGCUUUACGCUCUAAAGUUUCAUUACGGUGGAUAAAAGAUAUGGCUAUGGUUCACACCUCCAGACUCCUUGCGACAUUGUUGGAUAGUGGUGCAAAAUACAUUGUAGUCGAAGGUCUACCACCAUUAGGGUGCUAUCCAUUCGCCAAAUCGUCCCGACAUUUCGUGAAAGACGACAUGAACUGCAACGCCAAAAUCAACAGAGUAACAAAAGCCCACAACCACGACCUCCAAGACAUGUUGGAAGGUUUUCGAAGAAGAAAAGGGGCAAACGUGUCGAUUUCGUACGCCGAUUACUUCGAUGCAUACAAGGUAAUCACUGGAAACCUCAAUAAAUUUGGGUUCGAAGAUGCAUUCAAAGCAUGUUGCGGUCAUCACCGCAAUAAAAUUCUCAACUUUAGCUUCAAAAUUUUAUGUGGAAUGUCGGGUGCCGAAACUUGCCGACACCCAGAUUCUUACAUACAUUGGGAUGGGAUUCAUCUCACUGAAGCAAUGUAUCGGCAAUUAUCUGAGUUUUUCCUCCAUGGUAACUUUUGCAAACCUUCUUUUAUUCAUCUAAUUAGGGUAAAGAAAGGUCUACUUCGGGACUAAAUCACCAUUUCUUUACCAGCAUAUGUAACAAAUUUAUUUCCAUUCUUUUAAGUUAAUUCAAUUUUGCUUGUAAUGCAUAUUGUAUAUGUUCAUAGGUUGAGCUGUUUGUCCAAAAUUUAGGAGGGUUUGGAUAGAUCUAAAAAUGAGCUUAGGCAAAAUAAAUUAGGUCCAUUUAAAAUAUGGGUCGAAUUUAAGCCUAAACAUUUAAUGUUCGAGCCUAACCUGGCUCGACCCAUGUAAUUUAAUGUAAAUAUUAAAAAAAAAUGUUAUAGUGACUAUAUAUAAUCAAUAAUAUACAAA